Molecule: messenger RNA, 3502 nt
Organism: Bombina bombina (fire-bellied toad)
Lineage: Eukaryota; Metazoa; Chordata; Amphibia; Anura; Bombinatoridae
Product: achaete-scute homolog 1-like
Exons: 2
Coding region: 225-731 (168 amino acids)
Biological process (GO): regulation of transcription by RNA polymerase II; developmental process
Molecular function (GO): RNA polymerase II transcription regulatory region sequence-specific DNA binding; DNA-binding transcription factor activity, RNA polymerase II-specific; protein dimerization activity
Source: RefSeq, a predicted model, not a curated record
CAGAAGUUGUAAAGAAGCAGGAGGGGAUGCAGCAGCAAGCACAAGAGGACCUGAGGGAGGGGCAGCAGCAGCUCACUGAAUAAAGAGACAAGCCGUGACCAGUGCUGGGGAGUAACCUGUUUUAUAAAGAUCCUGUCUCAUUCCAGGAUACAAGUAAGGGAGGAGAGGGAGCUCAGGCAGGUAGCAGGGUGACUCUGCACUCAUUCCUCCCUAAGCCAACCAGCAUGGAGCCCCCUGAGGAGCUGAGAGAGCCCAGUCCAGAGAGGCAGCCCAGGAGCCACCGCAAAGGACCCUCACGGUCUGGCUCCCCGCAAAGGCUUAGGUGCCAGAGAAGAAGUUCCUCUUCUGGGAGCAGGAGCGCGCUACCCACUACCUCUGAAAGGCGAAAUGAAAGAGAGAGGAACCGGGUGAAGCUGGUGAAUCUGGGCUUCGCUAAGCUCAGGCAGCACGUACCACAAGCACAGGGGCCCAACAAGAAGAUGAGUAAAGUGGAGACUCUGCGAUCCGCGGUUGAAUAUAUCCGGGCGCUGCAGGCUUUGUUACUGGAGCGGCAGUCCGGCAGGGAUGGGCAGGGGUCUGACGGCUUGUCACCGUGUAGCAGCAGCUGCUCGCCAGACUCGGGCUCCAUGUCAUUGUCACCCGGAUCCUGCUCAUCGUCUGAGGAAAGCUCCCGAGAGGACGGCGGUGUGUCAGUGGCAGAUUUCUUACUGACCCUUCAUGGCUGGGCAUAGCAUGAGUCUUCAUCAUUCAACGACUGCCUAAAGAAAUGUACUGCGGUGCAUCGGGAAAAAAGCCCAUUAUCUGAACCACAAGAAGACCUUAAAAGGACACCUUGCUUCUGACACUACAGAAAAUAAUAUAUUCAGAAAUAUUUAUAUGUGAAGAUGUACAUAUCUGCUGGCAUUUUAUGCUGAUAACUGUAUUUAAAAACUAUUUUAGGGGUUGUACAUUGUGUAUAAUCAGUAUUUAUCCUCCUUUUGGUUGUCUAAAUGUUUCAGAAGACGAGCCCUGAAGUGGGGUUCGUAUGGAGAAUAGGAAGCACACUGGCAAUCUUCUAUAAGAGUUUUUUUUUUUUUUAAAUUCACUGGGACCACAAAUCUGUCUCUUGAGAAGCUAAAAGGGAGUUCAUUGUAUUCUCAAAUCCUUUCUUUUUAUGGAUCUGAAAGAACGAUGUUUGCAUAGAGCAUUUAUUCUCUGGAGGCAAAAACAAGAAUUGAAGUUUCAAGUCAGAUUUACACUACUAAUGGAACCAAGAGUAAACAGGUCCGAAUCAAAAGAACCAAACCUUACAGGCUGAGAAUGCCUAGCACACAAUGUGUACAUGAAAAGCCUUUUAUGCCUGGCUUAACCAGUACCUUGCCAUGACAGAGAUGCAUCAGACGUUGCUGUCAGAUGGGGCUUAUCUCUAUAUUGUUUCAGUUACAGCAGCUACAGGGCACAUAGCUGGUUUGUGUCUCCUCCAGUAUAAAGCAUCUUACUACAAGUCACAUUGGUCCCAAAUGUGCCCAGCAGAAAACCAACUCGUUAUUAAAUAUAAAAUUCUGCGCUUUUAUUGAAUAACUACCAUUGUGCACUUAGUAAUGGAUUUCAGCUGUAUAUACAGUCAUCUUUAGAGUUUAAAACUGUAAUAAAUCUACCUCCAACUGUCUUUUUAAAGUGCCAUUUUUGGACUGUGUAAGGGGUCUAUUACACAGACAAUUAUUUUAGUGACAUUUUUUUAAAGCUAUUUUACAAAAUCUGAGAAAGUAUAAUACUUUUUUUUUACUUGUAAAAUGUAUAUGCUUUGUAAAUGACUGUAAUAACUUGGCAGCAAAAUGAUUUCCUGUGGCAUUUGUGUUAAAUGUCCUUUGUUUGUAUUGACAUUAUAUGUAUAUGUACUCAUAGCCAUAACAGUCCAAACAGAAAUACACAGAAAUGCUUUUCACUUUUAAAUACAAGUAUUUUUGCAGCAAACUUGUAUUAGCAAAAUUGCCUCUAGUAAAAACUAUGACGGUUCCAUUGAUAUGUUAUAUAGUGUCCAGGAGCAUUUAUAUACCUUUAUGCACAGAGAGCCUCCAGUGGCUUAUUGAGAGAACAGAGGGACUCAAUUUGUGUCAUCAUCUCUCAUGCAGUAUGAGCAUGAAAUCAGGUGCGCUGAAACAGAAUUAGCUGUAAAUAGAAACUUUUUUUUCCUUUCAUGAUUUAGAUAGAGAUUUUAAGUCAAUUUCCGAUUUACUUCUAUUAUCAAAUGUGAUUUGUUCAUUUGCUAUCCUUUGUUAAAGGAGCAGCAAUGUACUACUGGGAGCUAGCUGAACACAUUCGAUAAGCCAAUGAAAAGGCAUAUAUGUGCAGCCAUCAAUCAGCAGCUAGCUCUCAAAAUGUUGGGUUUCAUAUUGAAAUUUGCUAUAGAACAUUUUAAUUUUAAUCAUUUAAAUACUGCCAGUCUUUGCUACAGAAGGUAAUUUGUAAUGCAGAGUAACACUUUUAACCCAUUCACUGCCAAACGUUACAUUGCCACCCUCUUAGCAAAAGAGUUAAUGGAAUACGUUUCAGUAAUCCUCUGCCUGUAGUGUGUAGCAUUCUGUUAUAGAAUCAAAUUCACCUGUUUCAGUGCCAGACAAUUAAAGGGACAGUAAACACCUUUAAUGACAUUUGUCUGCGGUCUUCCAAUAGUCUAAUAUAUAAGAACAGAUUAACACUUCCUUUACUAAUAUUAUUUUAUAAUGCCAAACUCCACACCCCUCACUUUCCUUAUCUUGAGGAGCCAACGUAGACUUGCAUCUGGAGAUAUCAGGGCUUGCCACUGUCAUUGCCUUAUAUUGUUUUGUCUUUUUGCAGACAUGAUAAGACAGUACACUGCAAAUUAGGGAGAGAUGUGACAUGGUUAGACUUGUAAAACACCUCAUGUUCUCUUUCAGUUUUCAAGAGCAGAAAAUCAAAAUCUUCAGACAAAUUACAGGAAAAUGGGGCAAUGAAAGUAGUUUGUAAAGUGAUUUUCCUAUGCACAAUCAAACAUUUUAUAUUACAGUGUUUAAUGUUGCUUUAAUUAAGGCAUUGCAUCAAGGUUCUUAUUUAGCCCCUUCUUUGUUAAAGCCUAAGAAUUCACUAAAAAUGUACAAAAAAAAAUGGGCAAAAUGAUCAGUAAAUGCCAAAAGGAAAUAUGGUAAAUGGCUGAAAUUUGUAAGAAGAAAGAACAAAAUAAAAUCUUUCAAACAAGGAGGAACACCAACAGUCCUCUCUGAUAGAGACAUGUGCCUUAAAUCUGCAGCCUGUGGGGUGGGACAUAAUCUGUUAUUCAGGGCUGCUGAGGAUGGCAAACUUCAACAAUUCCAAGUGCACUUUUCAGCUGGAAAGCUCAGAAUACUGGACAAACUGGAUGUUUAACGCAAAUGCGAACAAGCCUUCAUUUUAUACAGAACUGUUAUUUAUUUGUAUAUAAACAUUUAUUUUAUAGAUUUUUCUAACCCAAACAUUUUCCACAAUCUAAGAUAUUUUUCUAAUUAAAAAUUUCAUUUAAAUGUUA